Molecule: messenger RNA, 2345 nt
Organism: Neolamprologus brichardi
Lineage: Eukaryota; Metazoa; Chordata; Actinopteri; Cichliformes; Cichlidae
Gene: c12h9orf85
Product: chromosome 12 C9orf85 homolog
Source: RefSeq, a predicted model, not a curated record
UCGCUUGGUGGCAUGGUGCUUAGUUUGUGUAACGUGUGUGGCUAAAAGGGUUUAAUAACAUGAGUUCUCAGAGAGGUAAUAUAUCUCGAUCGCGGGGCCAGAAGCAUCAAAACACAACUGCGUUUAAAAACGACAAGUACGGGGCGACUACGCAAGUAAAGAAGGCAAAUUCAAAGAUCCAUGAUGGGCUUUGUCAACGCUGUAAAGGUGUUCUUGAGUGGAAAGUUAAGUACAACAAAUACAAGCCACUAACACAGCCUAGAAAAUGUGUCAAGUGCUCCCAAAAGACAAUAAAAGAUGCGUAUCACAUCAUUUGUAAGCCCUGCUCUCUUCAGCAAGAGAUCUGCUGCAAGUGUGGGAACAAGGAGGAGAUUGUUAUUCCGGUGAACUCACAUCUGGAGCAAAACGAGCAAGAAGUUGAUGAACAGAGAAAGAAAGGAUGUCGACGAAGGAAGACAGACAUGGAUGGUUUGGACAGUGAUGAUGAUUAUGAUGAUGAUGAAGAUGACUUUGAUGACUGUGAAGAGGAGGAAGAUAAAGAUUUAGACGAGGACUCUGCAGCAAAAAAGCCACAGAGAAAAUCUGCCGCGCUGCCGGACCUGUCCCCAAUCAAUAUUGAAGAUUAAACACAAUAAGAGUUCUUUUCAAACCUGUGUAACAAAUAGGAUUUUUUGGGGCAAAAUACAGUAUCAGGUUUGUUGCAGAAGCUCUCUUAGAUUAAUAUAUGGCAAUAAGCCGAUGCUGCCUGCUUGAUGCAGAGCAUGAAAAAGGAAGUCAGGUGAUGAAAUGCACAAAAACUGCCAGAUGACAUCAGAGGGAACAACGUAAUUUUUCUUUUUAACUGAGUCGGUGUACUUUCUAAAGACUCUUUAGUUCUGUAAAUUGUUUAAACUGCCAUAAAUAAUGUUUUAUAGCCUUUCAUGCAUUUUGCAAACAUUUUGCAAUAAAUCACACUGGUUAGUAAUGUGUUUGCAGUGUUCAGCUUUAUGCCGCUGCUGAGCAGUUAGUACACCGAGAGAUGUUCCUAAUAUUUUGGCUGUUGAUGUUAAUAGGUUUGGCUAUCGGCUAUCAUAAACUGAAAUGUAUCCAAGACACACUGUAUAUGUUUUUAGUUAGGUAGCACCAAUUAUUGCCGUUUUUUAUUUGAUUUUCUUUUGUUUUAUUUGUGUUUAAAUAUUAAAAUCUUCAGAAUAUCACUGAUUCUUCUAAAAUGUACAAUCACAUAAAUGUAAUACAGCAGUUUUUCCUCAGACUAACUUUAGAAACACUGAAAAUCUUGAUGUUGCUGAAUUUGAAAGGAGGAUAUCUUGAACAUUUUGAUUACAACUCACAUUAGUAAACUCACAAAUUAUGAAAGGCUCUUGGUGUGAGGAAAGCUAGAACCUCUACUACACAUUUAAACAUUUAUUAUAUUUUAUACAAACAUUCACCAGUGUCAUCUGCUUUUUGUACAUACACUCAUGAGACACUUUAUUACGUAUAUCUCGUCAGUACUGAGUUGGAUCCCCUUAUGCUGGAAACAUUCCCCAAAGAUUUUGGUCCAUACUGGUCUGAUGGUUGCAGAUUUUUCAGCUACAAAUCUAUGUGAUGAAUCUCCCGUUUCACCACAUCCCAGAGCUGCUCUACGGGAUUGAAAUGUGCUGAUAAGUUAAGCCAAUUUAAGUGCAGUGAACUCGUCGCGUUCAAGAAACCAGUUUGUGGCGUGACUUGUUAUCUUGCUGGAAGCAGCCAUCAGAAGGUUGAUACGCUGUGGUCAUAGAGCAAAAAGACACGGGUAGCCUGUAACAUUUAACAGAUACUCAUUUGCCAAAACAUAGUAUGCCAAAAAGAUACCUCUGUUACACCAACGACGACCUGAAAUGUUGAUCUAAGGCAGAAUGGUUGCAUGCUUUCAUAUUGUCUGUGCCAAGUAUCACCCUACUGUCUGAAUGUUGCAGAAGAAAUGAAUCAUCAAACAAGGGAACAUUUUUCCAAUCUUCUAUUGUUCAAUUUUGGUGGCUCUAAGCAAUUUAUAUCCCCAGUGUCCUGUUUUUACAGGGAACUGGGUGUGGACCUCUAUUGCUGUAGGCCAUCUGUUUCAAGGUUGAACAUGUUGUGCGUUCAGAGAUGUCCUUCUGCAUACCUCAGGUUGUAACAAAUUGUUAUUUGUUGCCUUCCUAUCUGAUUGGUUUUGCAGGAAACUCCCAGCAAAUCAGUAGUUUCUGGAACACUCAGACCAGCCUAUCUGGGACCAACAACCAUGCCAUGUUCAGAGUCGCUUAAAUCGACUUUCUGUCAUGAUCCUGAGUCCGUGACUCAGUAAUUUUGUGUUUGGUGUAUUUAUUGUUAUUAUUUUCAUUAUUAUG